Brassica rapa (field mustard) is the source of this 4875-nucleotide messenger RNA. RefSeq names its product plasmodesmata-located protein 8. Gene Ontology annotation, cellular component: plasmodesma. The record is from RefSeq and is a predicted model, not a curated record. Lineage: Eukaryota; Viridiplantae; Streptophyta; Magnoliopsida; Brassicales; Brassicaceae.
AUUUAUAUUUUAUAUUAUGAUCCUUAUAUUUGUUAUAAUUAAUUUAAAUUCAUAAAAAAUUUACUAACACAUAUAUAAAAAUUAUAUUAAAAAAUAUAAUUUUUUAAAUAAAAAUAACAUAGCUAACAUUAAAAUAUAAGUGAAACACCAUAGUAUUCCAUAAAAUUAUUUUUGUAAUGCAUAUAUGAUCAUCGAGCGUAUUUCGAAGUAAAAAUGACUCUUUAAAUUUAAUUGGUAGUUACGAGUUAAAAAAUUGUUGAAAUUGAAUAAUAUUAAUAUUUUUAAAUACAUUAGAUCUGAAAAAUAAAAUAUUAAAAGACUGAACUAUGAUAUUAAUCCUCGUGAAUACAUUCAAUCUGAACAAGAAAAAAUCUUACAAAAAAGACAUAAAAAAGAAUAACAACCGUCUUCGGUUACAAAAAUUUUGUUUGGACAACAUUUUUAGAGUUUUUGGAGGUUUUCGGAUCAAAUUUACCUGGCUAUUAGUAUUAUUAUAAUAUUUAAAUUUGUGUAAUAGGUAUGUCUUCAUGUAAUUUUCUUAAAAUGUUUGUAUAUUGUUGUUGUAAGAUUUAAAUUUAUAAAAAAAUUGAAAUAUUUAUGAAAUAUAAAAAAUUUAAAGAUUAAAAGGAUAAAGAAAAAAAUAUUUAAGAAUCAUAAAUGUGAUGUGUAAUUGUAGAGACCAAAAUGCAAACAAAAAUAUAAAACUUUUGAAUAGUAAAAUUUCAAAUAUAGAGUUUCACUUUUCAAAACUUCAAAUUUGAAAUUUUGAAUUUUUUUUAAGAUAACAAAAAACUUCAUAAUUGAUAUUAUAAAGUAUCUUUUUGAAGAUGUUUAAAUACCACUAAUUCUUUAUACACGUAGUUGAACUGAACCAAAAAUAUACCACGUAUAUUGGAAAAUUUGUGGGAAAACAAAAUACUGCCAAAAGGGCAUUUUGGCAUCGAAGUGAUCGUAUUCGUCCCCAUUAGUCCCUUUCGAUAUCUAUAAUUAGCGUUGAUUUUCUAGUGGAGAAUCCACCAAGAAUCAAGGACUUUGUAGAUAAAUACUAGAAAAAAAUCACGUUUAUUUAGCGAACAACGAGCUAUGCAAUUGAGGAGGAGUUGCCUUCUUGGUCCAGACCAGGAAUAAUUUCCUUCUAGUGUGAAAUUAUUAGUUUUACAUGUGGUUACGUGGAUAUGGGUCUAUGCUUAUGGCCCAUUUGAAUACCCGAAAGAAGAUCUAUAUGUAGGUUGCAUUUCCCAUCCAGAAGUUAAGUCUGUAUCUUUAAUAGAUCCGGGUUUAAUCCUUUUCAAGUUCAAAAAAAAAAACAAGCUAUGCAAUUGAGUUGGCUCAAGCAGAAUAGUGUCACGCUUAGGGUUUCCACUUUAUCUACAAUGAUUUACUUGAUUACUAAAUUUUUAGCUGAACAUGGAAUAAAUUAAAGUUCAGAAUAAAAGUUUACUGUAUAAAUACCAACCAUCUAAUCACACUCUUAGUAUUAGUAUUACUCUUUAGCUUGGAACAAAACGAGGAUCAUCACGUGUACUUUGUAUAGAAGUUCGCAUUUCUCCGGUUUGUAGAUUGGAUCAACAAACUGACCAAUUAAGUAUGCUUGUUGAACAAAAAAUAUUAAUACAUUUUGAUUUCCAACAUCCAGAACUUUUACAAACUCUUUACAAAAAUAUUAGAUACAUUAAAAUAUUUUGUUCAGUACGUGUUUUUAUAAUAUAAAGCAACAAACAAUCUAUAAGUAUUCAUAUUAGUGAGAGAUAUUUCAUACUUUAGUUAUCGCUUUAGGUUUGGACACAUAUUAAGAAAAUAUUUAAUUUUGUAUAUUUACUAAAUAAAAAUAUCAUUAUCAUGAUACUUAACCACAUUCCAACCAAUAGUAAAUAGAUUAAAAUAUAAACUCAAUAAAUUUUACAUUGAAACUAUAAAACGACACUUAUUUUAAAACAAAAUUUUUAUUAUACAAUGAGAACUAAAUUAAAACGGAUCGGGAGUAUUUUCUUUGGGCUAGAUCGGACCCUUGAAAAUUUUAUAUUAAUAAGAAAAUAUGUCAAAAAUAUUAAUAUAUUUUACCAGUGUUAAAUAUAUUACAAAUAUCUUCGGUUACACAAAAUUUGUUUGGACAAUAUUUUGGAGAUUUUGGAGCAAAUUUACUAGAUUAUUAGUGUUUGUAAUGUUAUAAUUUUUGUAAUAGUUAUAUCUUUAUGUAUCUUUUUAAAAACAUUUUUAUUAAGUUUUUUUUCUGAUAUUCUUGUUCUCUAAUUUUAGUUUAAAAAUAUUAAAAAUAUUAUUCUAAUUUUUUUUUUUAAUUUUAUGUGUAAAAUCUGAAUUAAUAAAGAAAAAUCUGAAAGUUUCACUUUUUAAAAUUCUAAAUUUGAAGUUUUUUUUCUAUUAAUUGCAUUUUGGUUCUUAUAUUAAUUAAACAUUACAUUUAAGAUUUUUUUUUUUCAUUUAUCGUUUUAAUCCUUAAGAUUUAUAAGUUUAACACUAUUUAACUCUUUAGCUUGGAACAAAACGAUGAUAAUCACGUGAUGUAUGUAUGGAAAUUCGUACUUCUCUAGUUUAUAGAUUGGAUUAACAAAUUUGCCAGUUAAUUAUGGUUGUUAAACAUACAAUAUCACGUUUAGAUUUGAUUUCAGUCAAAUCAGGAUUGUAUGGGUUUUGACUCAUUCACAUGAGUCCUUUUAACAUAUUUAUAUGCUGAUUCUUGCAAUUGGCGGCUCUAUAUAUAAUCGUGAUUGCGUUUGGGUCUCGUUAUGAACAUGUGGCCCGCGAGCUUUUACAAGUAUGAGACAUUGGUACACAGUACACUUGAAUUUGUGAACCUAGGUGGUUUUGAUUUUGUCAAACUUACUAUCUACGAUCUACCUGGCUUGAGACUAGCAUCUAAAGUCUGUUUUAAUCUCAAAUGACGUGGUUCUAUAGAUGCUUAUCUCGGCUCCCAACUUCUCCGAGUCUUGAGAGCUUUCAUGAUACUAUAGUGGAACUUUUGAAAAUGCGAAAUGUAUCCAUAACUGCAUCAACUGAUUGAAUUCCGGAUUGUGACUCAUGUAUGAACACGCUUGUAUCUGUACCUGCUUGACAGAGACGUUGCCUAUAUAUCUCUCGAGUUGCCCCAACCUAAAAUCUCUUGACUUAAUGAUAUUUCUUCUCUUUGGGUUCCUUUUGAUUACAAGGUUUUAGUUUAGCUGCUUGAUGAGUUCUUCCGCGAGUUCUCACAUUACAAAUCGCAGUUUUGUACAGGUGAAGAUGGAUCAAGUGCCGACUUAAAAAAGACUUCACAUCAACUACUAUUCGUUUUAGAAUUCAUUUCGUCGUGGUCAUGAUUUCUCAAAGGUUGUUUCUGUACCAUUUAAAAAGUAAAAAUUAUCCACUAUACUGUACAUGAUGAGCAUAUGUGAUAUGUGCUAUGGAAUUGAUCUUGCAAACAUAUACCAAAAAAAAAUAACAUGAUUAAAGUGGGACCCUUUCUUAAGAAAAUCGCUCCCAAAACCGAAAUCUUCUUUAAUUGUGUCUAAAUCAUUUACGCAAAUACUCUAUUGUCUUUUAAACCAACUUUUGAAGAAGAAGAAAAAAAUUAAUAAACCAACUCUAUCAUCCAAUUUGUCGAGUUUUUUUGGUAUUGAUUCGUUACGUUUAUCUUGGUUUGCAUUAUUCGUUCUAGACAUCCACAUAUUUCUCUUGGACCGACCCAUAUUAAUGAACCAACUCACUCUAAAAAUAAAUAAAUAAAAAUAUAACACUAUGAAUAUACGUUAAUAUCAAAAACCAAAACCAUUUGAAAACAUACACAAAAACACCAAAAAAAAAUAAAAGUAUGAGAAUACUCUUUCUCUUCUUCUUCUUCUUCUUCUUCUUCCACUCAUCAUCCUCCUCAAGAACUUCAUCAGAAUCUCGCAUCUUCAUCUACGGUGGAUGUUCACCGGAAAAAUACACACCAAACACUCCUUUUGAAUCAAACCGCGACACUUUCCUCUCCUCCGUCGUUACUUCAUCCUCCGAAGCCUCCUUCAAUAGCUUCGCCGUCGGUAACGACUCUUCUUCCUCUUCCUCCGCAGCCAUCUUCGGCCUUUAUCAAUGCCGUGACGAUCUCCCAUCCUCUGACUGCUCAAAAUGUAUCCAAAACUCCGUCGACCAAAUCACUCUCCUUUGUUCCUACUCUUACGGUGCUUCUCUUCAGCUCCAAGGCUGCUUCUUGCGUUACGAGACCUAUGAUUUUCUUGGGAAACAAGACACGAGUCUUAGGUACAAGAAGUGUAGUUCCAAGAGGGUAGAGAAUGAUUAUGAUUUCUUUAAACGAAGAGACGAUGUGUUGUCGGAUCUUGAGUCGACUCAACUAGGUUACAAAGUUAGCCGGUCCGGUUUAGUUGAAGGUUAUGCUCAGUGUGUUGGUGACUUGAGUCCUAGUGACUGUACGGCUUGUCUUGCGGAAGCUGUUGGGAAGUUAAAGAAUCUUUGUGGCUCGGCUGUUGCAGCUGAGGUUUACUUGGCUCAGUGCUAUGCUCAUUAUUGGGGUUCUGGUUACUACGACUUCUCUCCAGAUCCAACGAACGGAGAUCACGUGGGGAAAUCAAUUGCGAUCAUCGUAGGAGUCAUUGCUGGAUUCGCAAUUCUUGUUAUUCUCCUCUCCCUCUGCAGAAACUCCAUGCGUAAGUAUAUACUUACUUGCCUAAUAUUCACAUGAUUCACUCACUGUAUUAAGAUUUGAAUUUAACUGAGUCGCUAAGAAUUGUCAUAGUCUUAUAUGUUAUGAUGCUGAUUUGCAGAUUGAUACAAAGAAGACAUGAUUCGAGAUGAAAGAUUCUAGAGGGACCUGUUUUUUUUUUUUUUUUUUGGAAUUUAUGGUGUAGGAACAUAUCCGUUACCUUAAUGAUUAUUUUUGGUUUA